This is a messenger RNA of Phytophthora infestans T30-4, 1803 nucleotides long. RefSeq lists its product as uncharacterized. Gene Ontology annotation, biological process: DNA-templated transcription; regulation of cell cycle; regulation of transcription by RNA polymerase II. Gene Ontology annotation, molecular function: DNA binding. Gene Ontology annotation, cellular component: transcription repressor complex; nucleoplasm. NCBI's taxonomy places the organism in Eukaryota, Oomycota, Peronosporomycetes, Peronosporales, Peronosporaceae. The coding region runs from base 1 to 1803 and encodes 600 amino acids. The transcript has 6 exons. The record is from RefSeq and is a predicted model, not a curated record.
AUGCUGCAGUCGAAGCGAGUGCUGGGUCCGCGCUGGUCUCCCAAGGAGCUACGAACGUUCUACAUCCUACUCAAGGCGCACGGGCAGCAAUGGGACAAGCUCGUGGAGUGCCUGCCGCUGCGCUCUGAGGCUAUGGUGCGCGCGUUAUUUGAGAUGCAUCGCGGGUACUUGUCGCUACCUGAAGCAUCAGCCGAGGGCUUCUGUGCCAUCAUGAUGGACCGCUACGAGAUGCAGGACGAGAUGGAGCAGCGUAAGACCAAUGCAUCAGCCUCUUUGAGUCUUGAUGUGGACGGAGACGUCAUCAUGGACGUCAAGCAGGAGAUCGGAGACGGUCAGGAACCUGCGGCUCGGAGCAGAAAGAAACGAAGACUGGAGAAGCUUCUAGCCACGGACCAACUGGCUACACUUCAUAUUCAGAAAGAAAAGGACGACCAUGCUGAGCGAGAGGAGAGAAUAUCGAAGAAGAGAGGAGGGAGGAAGGGUACGCGCCCCAUGAAAGCUCGAGCUUGGCUGCCUCGACAGGACGAGAGAGAUGAUACUGGACUGGGGAGGAUUCACGGAGCGAGGUUCGAUCUGCCCUGGUUCCACUGGUUCUACUCGUAUAUGGACGUGGACUUCUUCAGGCACAACGAGUUCAUUGAAUGUCUCGGUGGCAUGGGACUCGGGAAGAUUACGGCAGCAGCACGGCCGAUCUGGUCGUCUGUACGGGCGUCUAUGGGUCGUCCACGACGCCUCAGCCCGUUGUUCUUUUCCCAAGAGAAGGAGAAACUCGAGUCGUAUCGUGCGGUGAAACGCCGACUUGAUCCUGCACAUUUGCCAACUGGCCGGACGUGGCCGUAUCGAUGCACAGCUCCACUUCGCCGUGGGGCUCCAGUGAUAGUCUGGAGGGAGACGGAGCGAUGUUUUCGACUGGCAACAGUUGGUGCAUUUCGCGCGACUGAAGAAACCUGUCAGGUGUUUUUCUGCGACAACAUUUCUCGGAUUGAGGCUGUGCCUUGCAACUUGGAGAAUGUGAUGGUAUUGGACCUUCCGCCGUGGUCAAGGACAAGUGAAGACAGCAAUACAGAGUCUAAGCUAGCAGCAACCACGCUACUUCGACAGAAGAUCCGAGUUGUGCUCGCUGUGAAGAGUUUACUGCAACGCAAGGAGAAGAUCAUUUCCGCGCUUUCGAGCUUGAACGAGCGAGUCACUGAGCAGCAAAUGCGGCUGCAUGAGAAGAACGCUAUGAAGUCCAGUCUGUGGACAACUCCGACGGCUUUCUCAUCUGCAGCCGUGAAGAACCUUGUGUGGAGCAACCCAGUCGAGAAAGCUCAGAUGCAGAAGCAGCAUGCGUGGCUUGCUGCGAACCUGGAGGCCACCAAUACACACUUGAAGGCUGCCCUGCUGAGUCUCCAUGAUUGCAGCACUUUACCGACGGAGACGUUGGCAGAAGAUCAAAUGCGUUGGGCCAUCGAUUUCUUGGCUGCGAGUAAGCAAAAAGCGGCAUCUGUGGUUGCUGAGUCGGCGCUGCAAGUGGUCAAAGAUGACAAGGAGCUGGGGAGCGACACACAGCUUGGACGUGUGCUGCCGGAGACGAUGCCACUCGUGGCCAACUGUGUCACGUUGAUGAGCGUUCUCCACCGUCACGUCGCGGCGUCACCGGAUGUCCCCGCUGCUGUCACGCAGACACUUGUGGAGCGUGUGCUUGAGCUACUCAAACCCACUCAUGAGGCGAAUAUGGAUCUCUACGCUGAGCUCCGUUCCGCCGCAGAGGCCACACAGGCACAAAUGGCGCUGCUUGCGACCACUACUGAUACCGAUUAA